Messenger RNA from Ipomoea nil (Japanese morning glory), 2562 nucleotides. RefSeq names its product protein HESO1-like. Bases 189 to 1880 code for a protein of 563 amino acids. NCBI's taxonomy places the organism in Eukaryota, Viridiplantae, Streptophyta, Magnoliopsida, Solanales, Convolvulaceae. The record is from RefSeq and is a predicted model, not a curated record. Gene Ontology annotation, molecular function: nucleotidyltransferase activity. The transcript is spliced from 10 exons. Gene Ontology annotation, biological process: RNA 3'-end processing.
AAGCAGUAAUCCCAUCCCAGUAUUCUAAAAGACAAAGCGCGGAGAAGAAAACAGCCGACCAGGCCCUUGUUCAAUCAUUACUGGAUUCGCCGAAGCAGUUACUGCCUUUGAAGCAGUUCCUCUGAGAGAAGUUAUCGAACAAAUUUGACGACAGUGAAUUGAUAUUAUCAGCUUGUAACUUCCAGACCAUGUCAUUUACAGUAGAAGUUCUGCGCGAGGAAGCUGCCAAGUGCCAGAGGAAGACAUUGCUCAAGUAUAAAAUAGCCUUGGAAAAGUCAUAUGGGUUGGACGAAUUGCUUCAUGGUGUUUGUUUAGUUCUGUUCCCUAAACCAAGUGAAUAUGAUGCUCGGAGAGAUUUGGUCCGCAUAAUUAAUGAAAUUGUCAAGGAAAUUUAUGGUUGCUCUGGUGAUUUUCCUUGUGUUGUGGAGUUUGGGUCUUUCACAAUGGAUCUGUUUGAAGCAAAAAGUGACCUAGAUCUAUCUGUUAAUUUUAGAAAGGUUGACAUCACGCGUGCCAGGAAGAUUCAGACUCUCAAGAAGCUUGCAAAGAAGCUUUAUAUACUUCAGCGUAGUGGACAUGUUUAUGGUGUGAACCCAAUUACCCGUGCUAUUGUGCCUGUUCUGAAAGUUGUUGAUAGUGGAACUGGGAUUGAGUGUGAUAUAUCAGUUGGAAACCGUGAUGGAAUUUUGAAAUCCAAGAUACUCUACUUCAUUUCUCUCAUUGAUGAAAGGUUUCGCAAACUAUGCUAUUUGAUGAAAGCAUGGGCUAAAGCACAUAACAUUAAUAGUGCAAGGGACAAAACCUUGAACUCAUUAAGUAUAAUACUUCUGGUGGCAUUUCACCUGCAGACUCGUAAUCAUCCAAUACUGCCACCAUUUUCUGCAAUUCUUACAGAUGGUUGUGAUACUGAAGCUGUGUCAAACUCAAUACAUAAGUUUAAUAAUUAUGGACAAAACAAUACAGAAUCAGUGGCUGAGCUGUUUGUGACGUUAUUACUUAUGUUAUCAUCAGUCGAUGAACUUUGGUUCCAAGGUCUGUGUGUCAGCACUUACGAGGGAUCUUGGAUAUCUAAGACUUGGGAUAAUAAAGUUGGCUGCAUCAAAGUAGAGGAUUUCACUGACCGAUCCCAAAAUGUUGCAAGGGCAGUAGGAGAGAGUGAAAUGAAAAGAAUAAAUGAAUGCGUUAACCUUUCUAUUGAGCGCAUUUCUGAUUUUUUGAGUUGCCGGAUGGAAGGGUAUGCAUUAAGAGAAUUUUUGUUUGGCAAGGAUGUGGCCAUAUCAGUAAGCGGAGUUACUGUGAAUUGCAAUGCAAAUGUCGCAAAAUCUAAUGCACCUCUUGGAUUGACUACCUGGAGAGAGGUCAAUGAUACUAUGGGUGGUCACAAAGCACCUCGACAAACGAGAAAUGUUGAGCAUAGGGGUCAAUCAGCAUCGCCUAGUCCAUAUCACACCGCCUUGGGAAAGAGGACGAGGACUGAUGGACCUACCAACACAAAAAGGAUGAGAAAUACCGGUGAUUUUGGGCAAAUGCAUUAUAGCGAGACUGCUAGAGCCCCAUAUCCACCUAUUCCAAUUGCUCAUCCUACUUAUGCAUCUAACGCAGGUAACUGGCUGUCUUCUGACUAUGUUAGGGAGAGUGUUAUAGCCACACCAUUGGUGCAUACUCCAAUGGUAUACCACCCAGGUCAUCCUCAUGACCAACUUCAAAGGACUUUUAGACCUCCAAAUUUCCCUACUCCAAGUGUUUAUCCUACUUUUCCACCUAUAACAAACCAGAUGUUUCCCGGCCAUCCUAGUCAGACUUUAAGAGUAGCAAAUUUGCCAUCUGCUUCUGAUCUGUUACCAUAUCCCCUUGCUGGUCCAAAUUGUUUUAAUUUGUAGCACCAAACUCUACCAUAAGAUGUUUAGUUUCAAAUCAUGCCAAUAGAAAAUAUAUCAUCCAAUAUUGUAACCAUCAUAGUCUCUGCCUUGGACAAUCAUAGCAAAAAUGUUAAUAUGGCCCCUAACUUGUGCUUAUUCUGUCAAUUUUGUCCAAUGCUAUUUUUUUUUUUUUUUUUUUUUGGUAAAAAAUUCAGUAUAAAAAUCAUUAGCUUUUCAAGUUAAUGAAAUCUUGGCAGAAAGAAAAAAAGCAAAAUUGACAGACAGCAUAAAGUAGGGGACAGAUUGAGAGUUUUGCCAUUGUAAAUUAAGACAUCUAUUUAGCAUUGUUCGCUUUAGAGUAUGUGUUUUUGUUUUUAUCGAACAAUGGCAAGUGCAAUAAAAAAUCUUGUAGUUACCUGUACUCAAUAGGUGAGGCCAGCCAGGUACAGUUCAUUUCUAAAAACAUUGUUUCUGAAAAUGUCUGUAUAGUAUGUCCACCUUUGAGGGGUCAUUUUGCAAUGCUGUGUUUAGCCAUUUUCUUAUUAAACAUGCCAGUUUGGUGUUGUAAUUGAACUUGAAAUGGUCUUUUUGUUAGCUUCUGAAUCUACAGAACUUGUUUGAUGCAACAAGGACUCUGAUAAACAGACAUAAGACAUCUCACCUGAGAGUCCAAUUCAAUUUGAAGUCAUAUCAUAUUGCUAAA